AUGCACUCGGACGGCAAGGAUACUGCGGUGCUUGCCACUGAUACUGCAGCUGCAACUGACGACAAUGGCGGCCCUCAAGUCGACUUUCCGAACGAAGAGGCCCAACGCGGUGUUCAAGCAGUUGAGGCGGUGACACUCACAUGGUCGAAGUUGACACUGAUUGCCAUUUUCUUGAACAUUUGGCUGCUCUAUUUUGUCAACGCCUUUCAGUCUACCAUCCUAUCGAAUUUACUUCCCUACGCAACGAGCGACUUCGAAUCCCAUUCGCUUUUGAACGUCAUAUAUGUCGUGGCCGGCUCGAUGUCUGCGGCAACCUAUAUGCCUCUGUCCAAAAUUAUGGACGUCUGGGGUAGAGCUGAGGGUUUCCUCAUCAUGACCGUCUUUGCUACUCUGGGCCUCGUCCUGAUGGCCGCAAGCAAUGGCAUUGCCACUUUCUGUGCCGCAUAUGUGUUUUACAGCAUUGGCUUUGGUGGUAUGACUUACGCCGUCGAUGUUAUCACCGCCGACGCGUCACAACUGAAGAACCGAGGCCUGGCAUAUGCCUUCACAUCCUCUCCGUACAUGAUAACGGCAUUCGCAGGGGCCAAAGCCUCCGAGGGCUUCUACAACGACAUUAGCUGGCGAUGGGGCUUUGGCGUCUUUGCGAUUGUCUUUCCCAUCGUGGCUGCUCCUCUUUACUUUAUCCUUAAACUCAACCUACGUAAGGCAGAGAGGCAAGGCCUUCUCAGCAAGGAGCCAAGCGACAGGACGAUUGUCCAAAGUAUCUGGUAUUAUUGCGUCGAAUUUGACGCUAUGGGAGUCUUCCUCUUCUCCGUCGGCCUUACCGUCUUCCUUCUCCCCUUCAACAUUGCGGACUCUGCGCCAAACGGUUGGGCAUCGGGAUAUAUCAUUGCCAUGAUUGUGGUCGGCUUCGUCAUGCUGAUUGUAUUCAGCCUAUACGAGGCAUUUCUUGCCCCUACGCCUUUGCUGACUUGGAACCUCCUGAUUGACCGAACCGUCAUCGGCGCAUGUCUCCUCGAUGCUACAUAUCAGAUCUCGUACUACUGCUGGGCAAACUACUUCACAUCUUUCUUGCAGGUGGUCAAUGACCUGAGCUUGGCAGAGGCCGGAUACGUCAACAACACCUUCAAUGUGGUUUCUGGAGUUCUUUUGCUGAUUGUGGGCUUCCUGAUCCGCCGAACCGGUCGAUUCAAGUGGCUGCUUUACAUCGCGAUUCCGCUUUACAUCUUCGCGCAGGGCUUGAUGAUAUAUUUCCGCAAGCCCGACCAGAGCGUAGGCUACCUUGUUAUGUGCCAGGUUUUUAUAUCUAUCGGAGGCAGUAUCUUCAUCAUCAUUGAGCAGCUUGCUAUCUUGGCGGCUGUGGAUCACCAGCACAUUGCGGCAGCCCUCGCAUUGCUUAAUGUCGUGGGAACUGCGGGAGAUGCCCUCGGAGCUACCAUCAGCGGCGCCAUCUGGACAAACACGUUCCAAAAGGCACUGGAAAGAUAUUUGCCAGAAUCCGCGCUUCCAGAUCUGGACAUCAUCUACGAGGACCUGGAUACGCAGCUCAGCUAUCCUGUUGGAAGCGCCGUGAGGUUGGCGAUUCAGAAAGCGUAUGGCUACUCACAAACUCGAAUGCUGGCGGCUGGCACUGGCGUCAUGGGCCUUGCAAUCAUCUGGAUGCUCAUGAUCAGAAACAUCAACCUGACGAAGGUGGCACAGGUCAAGGGUAUGGUCUUCUAG
This is a messenger RNA of Trichoderma reesei QM6a, 1722 nucleotides long. RefSeq lists its product as uncharacterized. Bases 1 to 1722 code for a protein of 573 amino acids. The record is from RefSeq and is a predicted model, not a curated record. Gene Ontology annotation, biological process: transmembrane transport. The transcript is spliced from 4 exons. Gene Ontology annotation, molecular function: transmembrane transporter activity. Lineage: Eukaryota; Fungi; Ascomycota; Sordariomycetes; Hypocreales; Hypocreaceae.